Molecule: messenger RNA, 1916 nt
Organism: Liolophura sinensis
Lineage: Eukaryota; Metazoa; Mollusca; Polyplacophora; Chitonida; Chitonidae
Product: neurocalcin homolog
Exons: 4
Coding region: 620-1195 (191 amino acids)
Molecular function (GO): calcium ion binding
Source: RefSeq, a predicted model, not a curated record
UUAAACUGACAGCCAAUCCAAAAAUACAGUUUUGAUGAGAGAAUAAAAAAAAAAAAGGAAAGAAAGCCCAGCUAUAUAACAAUGAAAGCUUUGUCCUGGUUUAACUGUGUGUACAGGAAUUCCACAGACUGAUCCAUUUUCUAUGUACAUAUCCAAUGAACUGUCACACAGUGCUGCCCUCUGUCAGCCAUCAUAGCUGGUCGAGAAGGAAUGUCAUGUGAUCAGUCUACAUAUUCAUGGGUAGCUCAUUAUCGCAGGAGUCACAACGCACGCAAGUAUUAUACCUAGCAACAAUAAGAACCAGGGAAUGGGCAGCAUGGCAGCGAUGCGGAGCUUCGUUUGACAGCGGUCAGUGUUUGAUCCUGAACGGGUUACCUAAUCUGGGGAUCUAACUAGCUCUGCCAGCCUGUGGAUGUGCGUGUGUGUGUAUAGCCGGGUGGCAGGUAGAGUUGGCCCAGCUCUGAGGCUAUACCCCGCUGGCCAGCCACAGCUAUAAACACAGGAUUGCCUCUUAAUUUGAUCAAGUCUUCAUGUAUGGUCAGGUGCUACAGGUAUCUACACAUCUAGCUGACUUCUAAAACUGCAAAGAGAGGAGUAGGAAUCUUGGCCGUUUGUAACCAUGGGAAAGCAGAACAGCAAGCUGAAGCCAGAAGUGCUGGAGGAUUUACGCAAGCACACAGAAUUCAGUGACGAGGAGUUACAGGAAUGGUACAAAGGUUUCCUCAAAGACUGCCCCAGCGGGCACCUAUCUGUGGAGGAAUUCAAGAAAAUUUACGGAAACUUUUUCCCGUACGGCGAUGCGUCAAAGUUUGCAGAACAUGUGUUUCGCACGUUUGAUACAAACGGCGACGGAACUAUAGAUUUCAGGGAGUUUAUUUGUGCCCUGAGUGUGACAUCACGGGGAAAGCUGGAGCAAAAACUUGAGUGGGCCUUUAGUAUGUAUGACCUGGAUGGAAACGGAUACAUAUCUAGACAGGAAAUGUUGGAAAUUGUUACGGCUAUUUACAAGAUGGUAGGCACGGUUAUGAAGAUGCCUGAAGAUGAAUCGACUCCAGAGAAAAGAACAGAUAAAAUAUUCCGCCAGAUGGAUAAGAACCUGGAUGGACAGCUAUCUCUAGCCGAAUUUAUCGAGGGGGCCAAAAGUGACCCCUCCAUUGUGCGAUUACUUCAAUGUGAUCCCAAUUCACAGAGCUGAAACCAGAAGAGAGGUCUUUUCAAAAUCUCUCACAUGUUUUACUGGAGUUCCAUCAUAACACUGUACAAAAAAAAAAAUAAGAAAACAACAUAAAAGGAUUAUAUGAGAAAAAUGUUUAAAAAAAACAGAGAGAAGAGAAGAAACACGAAUGAUUCCUCGAAUUGCACCAUUCCAUAGGAAGGUCAUUUGUUUGCUUUUGUAUUCAUUCUGUUUUCUGUCCACUGGAUUGCUAUUAAGAUGUGUUGGAGUGAGAUGGCUUAUGUGCUGAUUUAGCCUCCGUUCGUUGAAGUUUGCUCGGGAAUGGAAGAGCAGAGAUUAUGGCUUGAGGCAUGGAUGUGCUUGCCUGUUCUAUCAAUCCAGUCUGUGCUCAGAAUGGACUCCUCCAGGUUUCAACAGCGUUUGGUGGCAAGUGUGGGAUUGUAAACACACUGGCAGAACCCACCAAAGUUUCUCUGUGUGAGCUUUACAGCCAAGAAUGAAGCACAGAGAACUCUUCGUGUACUUUGUAAGCACAGAGAACUCUACGUGUACUUUGUAAUUCACCAGACGUUCAUUCUUCCCCAAAAGUCUUUAUCUUGGGCUGAAGAUAAUUGUUCAGUUAAUUCUUGUACAGUUUUCUACAGAUCUGUUUCGUCAUGGUAUAAACAAUAAGAAGUAACAACAACAACAAUAAAAUGAGGACUAAAUAUAUGAAUAUCUAUGUCAAAGAUAUGUUCAUCUA